AUGGACAGAGCCGCUGUGGUGACGAGCCCCAGGACUCCAGCAGCACCUGAAUGCAACAUCUCCACCUCCACUCUGGCCUUCGACCAGCACUUCACCACUGACAUUAGAGGAAUACUCUUCUUGGCCGAGAUAGUGUUUGGUAUGUUGGUGUGGAUUCUGGUCGGGGGCACAGACUACUUUCUCCUGCCUGCUCUCUGCUGGGUGAUGUUUGUUUCUGUCUUGUUCUGGGUUCUGACUUUGUGUUUGUUUGUUAUUUAUCUCACUGGAGUCCAUCACAGGAUACCACAGGUCCCUUGGACUACACUGACUCUGUGCCUGAACUGUAGUGCCACAGCUCUGUAUCUGGUGACAGCAGUGGUGGAUGCUAUUUCUGUCCACCAGGCCAUUAGGGGGCGACACAACUACAACUGCUGGGCAGCGUCUGCUUUCUUUGCAUUUCUGACCACACUGUGCUAUACAGGAAGCAGCUACCUGAACUACUGUUCCUGGAAAUCCAAAGAGGAGGGACGAUAAUAUCAUCACAUGCUGUUUGAAAACAACAUCAACAACACUUCUCAGACUUAGCCUGAAGAAUGUGUUAUGUAGAUCUCAUGUGUUAUGAGUUAUGGAGAUCUACCCUCAAACCAGGAAGAUGCUUCAGUCUUAAAAUAAAUUAACAAGAACAGAAACUAUCAGCUGUCUAUCAUGGAAAAGAGGCCGGCUUUCUACAUCAUAUUAUUUAACUGAGAAAAGCCAAAGAAAGUUUAGUAAAUGAAAGAUGCCGGUUGAAAGAAAUAGAUAUAUUUUUAGGCAUUUUUUUCUAUAAGAGGAGAUUAAUAAACUUCCAAUCCAAUAGUGACACACCUAUGAACUGUCUCAUUUAUAAAAGUAUCUCAACACAUUGGAGAAAAUGUGAGAUACACAACUCAGCUGAGAAUAACACAUUGGUUUGAAAUUACAUAAAAGAUGCUACCGAACAAGGUAAAGUAAAUUUAGAAAAAGGCCCUAGGAAAGGUGUUUUUACCAGGCUCAUGAUGUUUCACCCUCAGAUACCCUAAAAAUAAGUCCCACUCAGACUCCUUGUUUCCAAAAAUGGACACGAUAUAUUAACUGCAAUAAAGAUAUUAUUCAUUAUAAUCUUUCCCUCUUAUUUUGCAUUACUCUUUUCAUCAACACUACACCUGAUCAGAAAUUUUAAAAAGCUGACUAAUUUUCAGGGAUUUAACCCUCUAAAUACCAGUUUCAUAGCAUAGAAUCUCUUUUUAGUGUGAAAAAAAAAACAAAAAUGGAACAAUUGUCAUGCAAAUUGAAAUUCCUAGAAAGGGGUUAUAACAGCCUUGGAUAUAUCAGUGAUGAGCAGCAACUUUGAUACCUAUUCAUUGUUAUUUUUUCACACAGUAUAAUUUAAAAAAAAGAAAAAAAAAAGAAAAAAAAAAAAGAAGUUAUACUCCUAAUGUCCAAAAAUGGACACCAUACAUAGAGGGCAAAAAAAUUGCCCUUAAAAUUUUCCCACCUUUCUUGCAUUAUUUUUUAUCAAUAUGAGACCUGAUAAACAUACCAAAGUUGAUUAAUUUUCAGGAAUCUAACCAUUUAAAUGCUGAAAACCCUUUCAUUUUCUGUUGAAAAGAAAAAACAUAAAAAAUGAAAUAAAAAAAAAAACAUGCAAAUUCAAUUUUCCUCAAAAAGGUUAUCACAGCUUUGGAUAUGUCAGUGUUGAGCAGCAGCUUUUACAUUUAUGCAUUGUUUUUUUAAAUAUAUAUAUAAUAAAUUCAAAUGAGAAAUUACAUUUUGUAUUUUCUUAUAUUAUCCGUAUGUAUCAGAGUAUGCAGAAUUUGGGGAUAAUACUUUCCAGCAUCCUAGGCAUGACAUAGGUUUCCAUCCAAGCGGCAUCUACUCACAGAUGUUGCAGCUACAGCACCUGUGUACACAAAAAACUUCUCAAAAACAAAGCCAGCGUUUGUUCUGAUUUCCUCUGCAGCUUCAUCUUUGUUUCCCUGUGUUUUUUAUUACUUGAGUGAGGUCAUAUUUAGGUGAGUGUAGACAUUGUGGGGUGCUUAUAAUGAUGAUAAAAAAGGUGUGAGUUAAAGCGAGCAGGUUUGACUCUAUAGAAACACAGUAAAAACAAGCUCUUCACACUGAGAUAGCAGCCAGAUCAUGAGCAUACAGAAGCUGUUCUUUGGGUGUUCCCAUCCAUAAAAUAAACACCUGUUUGAGUUUUUGGCUUGUUGUCAUUUUGCUGCUAUGCACACCCUGUGUUCCAGUUUCUGUAAGAACAUCUGGUGAUUGGUCUCACGUUUGAAGGAAGUAAUAAUAAUGAUUGAGUCAAAGAAGCUGGACCUUCUGCAUAGCAAAUUCAGGUGACUGGAGUAAACUCUGAGUGAGUUCAAAUCAUCUCUAUCUGAAUGUACACGUGACACCCUGCAAUAAACUGUAGAGCUGAGUUAAAGUAACUCUUUUGUGGUAGUUGAUCCUCUGACUCUUAUCAGGAGUUAAAAGUAAAAUCUUACAGCAGUAAAAAUAAUACCCUCACUAAGAGUAAAAUUAACUCUAAUCUUUAGUUUAACUUAUGUUAUACCAUGGUCUUGGUGAAUACUCGAUUCUGAUUGGCUCUGGAAAUUCCAUUGGUGUCAAUUAACUUCUGAUAUACGGACACCUUUCGAACUUCUCAAGUAGUUCCAGUCAAAAAAUUCUCUUCACUGUUCCAAAUUAAAGCGCAGCAGCCGUUAGCCGUUACUGCGCUGGGAGUAACUAUAGCAACCUGAAACAGUCAUAUUUUCUGUGCAGGGAGUACAACGCUGCCAGUCUAAGAAGCCUAUAGACCGUCAUCAACCGUCACUUUACUGACAUAAAUCAUUUUUGUCUCUUUCACCCCCUCUCAGGAGUGGCCCCACAGACUCAAUCCCCAUAAACCUUAACAUG
Molecule: messenger RNA, 2898 nt
Organism: Cheilinus undulatus (humphead wrasse)
Lineage: Eukaryota; Metazoa; Chordata; Actinopteri; Labriformes; Labridae
Gene: cmtm8b
Product: CKLF-like MARVEL transmembrane domain containing 8b
Exons: 4
Coding region: 1-513 (170 amino acids)
Biological process (GO): myelination
Cellular component (GO): membrane
Molecular function (GO): structural constituent of myelin sheath
Source: RefSeq, a predicted model, not a curated record